UAUUUUAAUUUUCAUUUUCCUCCAACGAUUACGUAUCCACUGUUCCUUCUUCUUCAUCUUCUUCUCCCGCACAUCGCUUCGCUGCUGAUCAAUGGAGUCGAUCCACUGUAAUAGUUUCGCAAAACCUAAUUUCUCCCUCAAUCAGAGCCUUCGUAGAAAACACCUCUCCGUUCUCGACCGGAGAGAUGAUCCUUCGCGGCAAAGGAGGACGUUCUCAGCUGUACGGACUUCUAACCUCUCAGUCACCUCCGCGGCUGCGUCGACGGAUGUUUCCACUUCCACUAGAAACGCCUCGAUUGGGAACCGGAAUCCGAAAGACGCCGCGAUAAUGACGACGGGGAUGGAGAGAGUAGGCAAAUCGAGCGCGGCGCUGGAGCAGCUGGACAUCGAGCGAGGCGUUUGCAUCCCUUUCCGAAAGUAUUCUCCAGAGACUGUGAGGAGUAAAGUGCUGGAAUCAAGAGGAUCAGUCGUCUCUCUUGCUUCACGAGGUGUGGAGAUUGUUUGGAACCUGGGGCUGUAUUGGUCUACCUUAGUGUAUGAUUUUUUGGUUGGGAGGGAUGAGGAAGUCGUCCCGUUCCGUGCUAGGCAGCUUAGGAACCUUUUGUGUAACUUGGGGCCUUCUUUUAUCAAAGCUGGACAGGUUCUUGCAAACAGACCUGAUAUCAUCCGUGAAGAUUACAUGAACGAGCUCUGUAUUCUUCAAGAUGAUGUUCCUCCAUUCCCCAACGAGGUUGCUUUCAAGAUUAUCGAGGAAGAGUUAGGCCAACCUCUUGAGUCCCUGUUUAGCAAGAUUUCUUCACAGACAAUAGCGGCUGCGAGCUUGGGACAAGUUUAUAGAGCUACUCUUCGUGCCACUGGAGAGGAUGUUGCUAUCAAGGUGCAGAGACCACAGAUAGAGCCCAUAAUCUACCGGGAUCUCUUUCUCUUCCGAACCCUUGCCUCGUUCUUAAACGGAUUUAGUCUACAGAAACUGGGCUGCAACGCAGAGCUAAUAGUUGAUGAAUUUGGAGAAAAACUUUUGGAGGAGCUUGACUACACCUUGGAAGCCAGGAACAUUGAAGACUUUCUGGAGAACUUUAAAGAUGACCCCACUGUCAAAAUUCCUGGAGUAUACAAGAAUCUUUGUGGUCCGCGGGUUCUGGUAAUGGAAUGGAUUGAUGGUAUUCGGUGUACUGACCCACAGGCCAUCAAGGAUGCGGGACUUGAUUUAAAUGGAUUCUUGACCGUUGGCGUGAGUGCUGCUCUAAGACAGCUGUUGGAAUUCGGAUUAUUUCACGGAGAUCCACAUCCUGGAAAUAUCUUUGCAAUGCAGGAUGGGCGUAUUGCUUAUGUGGACUUUGGUAACGUUGCCGUUCUGAGUCAGCAAAACAAGCAAAUUUUGAUUGAUGCUGUUGUCCAUGCGGUUAAUGAGGACUAUGGGGAGAUGGCAAAUGAUUUCACUAGGCUCGGAUUCUUGGCCAAGGGUACCGAUGUUUCUCCUAUUGUUCCAGCUUUAGAAGCCAUCUGGCAGAAUUCUGCCGGGAAAGGACUUGCAGAUUUCAAUUUCCGAAGUGUUACAGGCCAAUUCAACAAGCUUGUGUACGACUUUCCCAUCCGUAUCCCGGAGCGGUUCUCUCUUGUUAUUCGUUCUCUGCUUACGCAGGAGGGUAUAUGUUUCACACUGAAGCCUGAUUUUAAAUUUCUUGAGGUUGCUUAUCCAUAUGUAGCAAAGCGCCUCCUAACGGAUCCAAAUCCCGCACUCCGGGAACGGUUGAUACAGGUUCUAUUCAAAGAUGGUAAUUUCCAAUGGAAAAGGCUGGAAAACCUCAUAUCACUUGCAAAGGAAAACGUCGGCCAAAUGAGUAGUAACCCUGCUCUACGAGUUAAGCGUGUGGAGAGCAAGCUUGAUUUGACAGAUACCAUAAAGGAUGGAGCUCGUCUUUUCCUCCUUGAUGAAGGCAUCCGCAGGAAACUUAUUCUUGCACUCACAGAGGACUCAAAACUUCAUGUAGAAGAGCUUGUGGACGUAUACAAAUUGGUUGAAGAAGAAGUAGACAUUCCCACACUGGCCAUGCAAGUCGUGCAAGAUUUACCGAAUGUUUUUCGUGAUUUCGUGCUGUCAUGGAGCAACUCGGUGUUAUCCGACAGAUGAUGAAUCGGCUUCUCACCUUUGUAGGGGAUCUUAAGAAGAGGAAAGAGGUAGUUUAUCAGGGAGGAAAACGUAGAUUAAUACAGUUUAAUCUUCGGUGCAUUAUACAUGUUACGAUAGUAAUCUAAAUACAGCAUACAUGUAAUUAUAUAGAAGAAGAAGCACACACAAAACUUCACUU
Molecule: messenger RNA, 2309 nt
Organism: Brassica oleracea var. oleracea
Lineage: Eukaryota; Viridiplantae; Streptophyta; Magnoliopsida; Brassicales; Brassicaceae
Exons: 13
Coding region: 92-2131 (679 amino acids)
Biological process (GO): protein phosphorylation
Molecular function (GO): ATP binding; protein kinase activity
Source: RefSeq, a predicted model, not a curated record